Erigeron canadensis is the source of this 1395-nucleotide messenger RNA. Its product is annotated as low affinity sulfate transporter 3-like. The record is from RefSeq and is a predicted model, not a curated record. The transcript has 6 exons. Gene Ontology annotation, biological process: transmembrane transport. Gene Ontology annotation, cellular component: membrane. NCBI's taxonomy places the organism in Eukaryota, Viridiplantae, Streptophyta, Magnoliopsida, Asterales, Asteraceae. Bases 137 to 970 code for a protein of 277 amino acids.
UUUUCCCCAGAUCCUUUCCUAUUUUUAAUUUCCAUCUCCCAUGUUUUCAAUUUCCCCAAAUCCUUUCCUAUUUUCCAUCCUAACUUCAAAUCCCUAGAUUUAGGGUUUAAUUUUGAAUAAAUGGCUAAAUCCUCAGAUGCAUCACGAUAUCAUCGCAGGUUCUAUUUUUUUUUUUUUAUACCACUGGCCGCACCCUAUUACAGGUGCAUUUGCACGCACUGCUGUUAACUUUUAUGCUGGCUGCCAAACCGCAAUGUCUAAUGUAGUCAUGGCUAUCACUGUGAUUGUAAUGCUGCAACUGUUAACGGGGCUUUUAUACUACACUCCAGUUGCUAUACUAUCAUCAAUUAUUUUAUCUGCACUCCCUGGGUUAAUUAACUAUAGUGAAGCUUAUCAUAUCUGGAAAGUCGACAAAUUGGACUUUUUGGCUUGUGCUGGAGCUUUCUUUGGUGUGUUAUUUGCUUCGGUAGAGAUGGGACUUAUGAUUGCAGUUGCUGUUUCAUUUGCUAAGAUAAACCUUAGUGCUUUACGACCUCGUGUGGAAGAGCUAGGGAGGCUUCCGGGAACAGAUAUUUUCUGUGAAGUUAGUCAGUACACUGUGGCUCAUCCGGUUGCAGGUGUUCUAAUAAUCCGCCUCAAUUCUGGCUUGCUUUGCUUUACAAAUGCAAAUCCCCUUAGAGAUAGGAUACUGAAAUGGGUAGCCGAAGAGAAAGAAAAAGAAGCUAUGAAAACACCUAUCACUGGAGUAAUCCUCGACAUGUCCAGUGUGACGAAUAUUGAUUACGCUGGAAUUAUAGCAUUGGAAGAAACCAAUAAGAAGUUGCUUUCAAAAGGCAUCAAAUUAGUCAUCACGAGCCCAAAAUGGCGAGUGAUUCACAAGCUAAAGCUUGCAAAGUUCGUUGAUAAAAUUGGAAGAGACUGCAUCUUCCUCACUGUUUCUGAAGCUGUUGAUUCCUUAGGUAGUUCCUAGUUCAACUGUCCUGGCAAUUAUUGACCAACGUUUGUAUCCUCGACGUCUAGUAACCGCGGUUGAUCCCUCAACCAUUUCAUUAAAAGCCGAACUCGUCCAACAGUAUGAAGAAUGAAUUUUAGUUUUUGUUGAAUUAUAACAAUUUCACUAGCCUUGUUUUAAAAUUUUUAAAGUUGACAUAAGCCCCUCACUGAAGGCUUACUUUCAAUUCACCUUUAUAACUCACCUAGCUUUGGAGGAAUGGCCACCCAUGUUACAAUGUGGGGUAGGGGUUUCCUCUCAUUGACUUCUUCGAUUUGAGUCUUUUCAAGGGGUUUCCUUUUCAGAGUGGUAUUCCCAAAGGUUUUCCUUGGUGGCGCUAACGAGAAAACGUGAAUCGUGAAUUGAAGUCUAUAUACUACCCACUUGAAUUUACCGUUUGCUAA